Serinus canaria (Common canary) is the source of this 3587-nucleotide messenger RNA. It is a transcript of the gene USP4, whose product is annotated as ubiquitin specific peptidase 4. Gene Ontology annotation, biological process: protein deubiquitination. Bases 68 to 2755 code for a protein of 895 amino acids. Gene Ontology annotation, molecular function: cysteine-type deubiquitinase activity. The transcript has 21 exons. NCBI's taxonomy places the organism in Eukaryota, Metazoa, Chordata, Aves, Passeriformes, Fringillidae. The record is from RefSeq and is a predicted model, not a curated record.
AGCGCGUGCCCGCCCGCGCGCGAGCCCGCGCUCCGACCUCCGCCCGCGCCGGGUCUCGCGCACGGACAUGGCGGCGGCCGCGGCCGGCGGGGAGCGGGCCCGGCCGGACCCGGCGGAACAGCGGGCCGAGCUGGGGCCGCUCCUGGCCACGGCCCUCCGGCCCGGCGAGUCCUGGUACCUGGUGGAGAGCCGGUGGUUCAAGCAGUGGAAGAAGUAUGUGGGCUUCGACAGCUGGGACAUGUUCGGCGCCGGCGAUCCCAACCUCUUCCCGGGGCCCGUCGACAACGCGGGCCUGUUCCCGGGGCCCAUCGACAACUCGGGCCUGUUCGGCGAUCCACAAACUCAGAGUUUGAAAGAACACCUCAUUGAUGAGCUGGAUUACGUGCUGGUGCCCACCGAAGCCUGGAACAAACUAGUAGCGUGGUACGGCUGUAUAGACGGACAGCAGCCUAUUGUGAGGAAAGUGGUGGAGUAUGGGCUGUUUGUGAAGCACUAUAAAGUUGAGGUUUAUCUCCUGGAGCUGAAGCUGUGCGAGAGCAGCGAUCCUGACAAUGUCAUCAGCUGCCACUUCAGCAAGGCAGAUACUGUUGCUACCAUCGAGAAAGAAAUGAGAAAACUAUUCAAUAUCCCAGCUGAGAAGGAGACCAGGCUAUGGAACAGAUAUAUGAGUAACACUUAUGAGCAGCUCAGCAAGCUGGAUAGCACAGUGCAAGAUGCAGGGCUCUAUCAGGGUCAGGUUGUUUUAAUAGAAGUGAAAAAUGAAGAUGGCACGUGGCCUGGACAGCAUUGCCUGGCAAAAUCAAGCACUGCAACUAGCAGAAACUUUACUACCUCUUCAAAAUCAUCAGCAAGUUCUUAUUCCUCAGUGUCUGCCACUUCUGUCAUUACUAACGGUGAUAGCAGUAACUCCUAUGGACUGAACAGCUCCCACCUGGGCAGGGGAGGUUCUGGGUUUGUCUGUAAUUCUUACAACUGCAGGGACAGUGCUUCCCUCUCACAACCUGGACUCUGUGGACUCAGUAACCUUGGAAACACCUGCUUCAUGAAUUCUGCAUUACAGUGCCUGAGCAAUACUCCUCCUCUGACUGACUAUUUCCUGGAAGAUAAAUACGAAGCUGAAAUAAAUCAGAACAACCCUCUGGGGAUGAGGGGAGAAAUCGCAGAAGCCUAUGCAGAUCUCAUUAAACAGAUGUGGUCUGGGAGACAGUCUCACGUGGCCCCACGUAUGUUCAAAACGCAGGUUGGGCGAUUUGCUCCUCAGUUCUCAGGAUACCAGCAGCAGGAUUCCCAGGAGCUCUUGGCUUUUCUGCUGGAUGGCUUGCAUGAGGAUUUGAACCGAGUGAAGAAAAAGCCCUACUUGGAGCUGAAGGAUGCCAAUGGCAGACCUGAUUCGGAGGUGGCAAAAGAGGCAUGGGAGAAUCAUAGGCUGAGGAAUGAUUCCAUCAUUGUGGAUAUUUUUCAUGGUCUUUUCAAGUCUACCCUCGUUUGUCCCAAAUGCUCUAAAGUUUCUGUGACCUUUGAUCCCUUCUGUUACUUAACUCUCCCACUGCCCUUGAGGAGGGACCGGCUCAUGGAAGUUACCUUGGUGUAUGCAGACCCACAGCGCAGACCUGUCCAGUACCGGGUUGUGGUGCCAAUGAUGGGGGCCAUCUCGGAUCUGUGUGAAUCACUUUCCAAACUCUCUGGUGUUCCUGCAGAAAAUAUGGUGGUGACAGACGUGUAUAAUCACAGAUUCCACAAAAUCUUCCAAAUGGAUGAAGGUUUAAAUCAUAUCAUGCCAAAAGACGACAUCUUUGUGUAUGAAGUUUGCAAGCCAAGUGAGGAUGGCUCAGAGUAUGUUACUCUCUCCAUUUACUUUCGGGAAAAGACAAUGAGGCAAUCCAGCAAUACUUCAGGGACUGUGCUCUUUGGGCAGCCACUGUUAAUAUCUGUGCCCAAACACAAGCUCACUGUGGAUCACCUGUACAGUGUGGUUUUGGAGCAGAUCAGCCGCUGUGUGAAACUCCCUCUGACAGAAGAAUACUCCCCAUCCUGUCCAGACAGAGGAACCUGCAAUGGCUCUAAUGGUGUGGUUGAAGGUGACAUUGAAGAGAUGGAGCAUCAGGAUGGUGGAGAGGAAGGCAAGGAAAAGCUGACAGAAGUUGACCCCUGCCACUCUGAGGGUUGUAUGCAAGUGGAGUCAGCAAGAGACUUGCAGCCUUGCAAGAAACAGCAUUUCACUUUAAGCCUUGUAAAUUCUUCUGGGACCUCAGAGAUAAACUCCAUUGUUGAAGGAAAAAUCUUAAAACUGAAUGCUUUUUCUGCAGUUGCUAUUGACUGGGAUUCUGAGACACGGAGGCUGCUAUAUGAUGAACAGGAGGCACAGGCAUUUGAAAAACAUGGGAGCAUGCUACAACUGCAGAAGAAGAAGGCUGUUGUAGCCCUCAGAGACUGCAUAGAGCUCUUCACUACUAUGGAAACACUUGGUGAACAUGACCCGUGGUACUGCCCUAACUGUAAGAAACAUCAGCAGGCCACAAAGAAGUUUGACUUGUGGUCUUUGCCCAGAAUUUUGGUGGUACAUUUAAAACGCUUCUCGUACAGCAGAUACUGGAGGGAUAAACUUGACACGGUUGUGGAAUUCCCCAUCAGGGGUUUGAACAUGUCCGAGUUUGUCUGUGACCCAAGGGCAGGCUCAUACGUGUAUGACCUCAUUGCAGUAUCCAAUCACUAUGGAGCCAUGGGAGUGGGCCACUCACUGAACCUGAAAUUGUGACACUGGCUGACAGUAGAAUGUCUCCACCUUUGAAUUGAUAAGAACUGACAUAGGAAGAUGUCAUUUCUUCAGGAGAAAAACCCACUUGUAUACAAGUUUGGUACGUGAUGAGUCUGUGUUUUCUGUCACUGGUUUUGCUGCAGCACAGAUGAAAAGUGUCUGUAGGUGAGUUACCUGUAUCAGGUGUCCAUGCAGAUCCAUGCUCUAGGUGACACUUGUAAAACCACCCAGAAGCAAUCUACCAUGACAGGAUGAUGAACUUCUGUAGCUGAAGGGGCACGUGUUCUGAGGUUGGAAAUCACAGUCACAGAAGUCUUGGCUGGAAGAGAUUUUGAGGGACUUCUAACUUCAUUCUUGAGUGAGGAUUCUUGCAAGAACCAGAUCAGAUCCAUUAGCAGCAGAGAACUUUCCUUUCAAGUGAAAAUGCAGAGUCUUAAACUCUGUGUGUUUGGGAAAGCUCUGACUCGAGGGCAGUGAACAAAGCCCAUUACUGUUAUUCCCUAAGUUUCUUUUCCCUGUAUCUCAGCUGUCAGGACUAAGCCUGGUGUGUGGAACCUGGUCCUAGACUAGCUGGGCCAGCUGGCACGUUGUAGAUGUUCAUGUUGGUUAACUAGGCUUGGGGCAGGCAAUGCCAAAGCUGGCUCCUGGCCUCCCCUGCACACAUGGUUGGAGUCCCAGUGUCCCAGGUGGGCAUUCCCUGCUGGCCCUCCCCAGCCUGCUGAGCUGCAGUUCCUCCCUGACAGACACUGCCUAUGCCAAGAACAAGGUGAAUGGCAAGUGGUACUACUUUGACGACAGCAGCGUCUCAGUGGCUUCAGAAGACCAAAUAGUG